Molecule: messenger RNA, 2091 nt
Organism: Rhipicephalus sanguineus (brown dog tick)
Lineage: Eukaryota; Metazoa; Arthropoda; Arachnida; Ixodida; Ixodidae
Gene: ath
Product: ATP-dependent RNA helicase DHX33
Exons: 23
Coding region: 160-1950 (596 amino acids)
Biological process (GO): positive regulation of transcription by RNA polymerase I
Cellular component (GO): nucleolus; intracellular anatomical structure
Molecular function (GO): RNA binding
Source: RefSeq, a predicted model, not a curated record
GAAAGGCGCGAAUCAAAGCGCACCUCCACAAGCAGCGCAGAGCGUUGCCAAUCUUCCCUGUGAGAAAAGAGUUGGUGCGGGUUGUGAAGCAAAGGGACUGUGUCAUCCUUAUAGGAGAGACUGCCUGUGGAAAGACGACGCAGCUUCCACAGUAUCUCCAUGCCACUGGCUUUCACAAAACGAGGGAUCGUCGGCAUUACACAGCCAAGAAGAGUAGCUGCCGUCACUGUUGCUGACAGAGUUGCCAUGGAAAUGGGCGUCGAGCUUGGCGACUUGGUUGGUUACUCCGUUCGCUUUGAUGACACAACGAGCAAUGCUACCAGGAUAAAGUACCUGACCGAUGGCAUGUUGUUACGAGAGGCCUUAUUGGACCCUCUCCUUCGAAGAUAUGCAGUUGUGGUACUAGACGAAGCUCACGAGAGGACCGUGAACACGGACAUCCUCUUUGGUGUGGUGAAAACUGCUCAAAAGGAGCGGCAACGCCUGAGCAUGACUCCACUGAAGAUUGUGGUAAUGUCAGCCACAAUGGACGUUGACCACUUUUCUCGUUAUUUCAACAAUGCUCCUGUGUACACACUCGAGGGACGACAACACCCCAUUGAGAUGAUGUACGCUGUGAAGCCUCAAGAAGACUACAUCUUCUCUGCAUUAGUCACUGUCUUUCAGAUACAUCGAAAUCAAGGGCCAGGGGACAUCCUCGUCUUUUGCACUGGCCAAGAAGAAAUUGAAUCGGCCGUCCGAGCUGCGAGGGAAACACGGCUUCAGCUUGAUCCAGUGGAGCAAAACCUUCUAGCCCUACCACUGUACGCAGCUCUUCCUUCAAGUUUGCAGCUAAAGGUGUUUCAGCCGGCAGCAAAGGGCUGGAGAAAAGUAAUCUUCUCAACAAACAUCGCUGAGACAUCCAUCACAAUUCCUGGCAUCAAAUAUGUAGUCGAUACUGGAGUUGUCAAGGAAAGGACAUACCAACCAGGGACAGGUCUUGAGGUGCUCAAAGUGAGGAAGAUCUCAAAAGCACAGGCCUGGCAGAGGGCUGGAAGAGCAGGUCGUGAGUGCAGUGGCAUUUGCUACAGGCUGUACACCAAGGUGCAAUAUGAAGCAAUGAGGGAGCACAGCAUUCCUGAAAUACAGAGGUGCAGUCUUUCAGGCGUCGUCCUCCAAAUGCUUGCCUUGGGUAUUGAGGACAUAUUUGCAUUUGAUUUCAUGGACAAGCCAUCAGAGAAGCACCUGACGGAAGCAUUAGACAAACUACAUCAGCUUGGUGCUGUUGAGAAAAAGGAAGAAGUUAAGCUCACAGCCCUGGGUCAAAAGAUGGCUGCCUUCCCCCUGGAGCCUCGGUUUGCCAAGAUCAUCCUGUGCUCAAAGGAGCUUGGAUGCACGGACGAAAUUCUGACCAUAAUAUCGAUCUUGUCCGGUGAUUCCGUGCUGUACUUCAAUGAAAAACAUAGGGAACGUGCUGCUGAAGUCUGGAAAAAAUUUCAGUCAAAUGAAGGGGACCAUGUGAUGCUACUGAAUGUCUACAAAGCCUACAAGAGUGUCAAAGGAAACAAGGCUUGGUGCAAGGAAAACUUCGUCAACAAGAAGAACAUGAUGAAGGUCAUUGAGAUUAGGUCUCAGCUGGCUGACCUCUGUGUGAAAGCAGGUGUGCCAUCGAGAUCGUGUGGCCAGGAUAGCACGGCAUUUAGAAAGUGCCUGGCUUCUGGUCUGUUCACUAAUGUUGCCGAACUUCAGAAAAAUGGAGAUUAUAUAACACUGGACGCACGCAAGAAAGUCCACAUUCACCCAUCUUCUUGCCUGUUCUCAUCUUCACCGGCAUGCGUGGUGUUCACCGAGAUGGUUGAGACAACCAAGUGCUACAUGAGGAAUUUGACUGUGGUGGACCCCGACUGGCUGCCUGAUGUUGCUCCUCAGUAUUUCAAGAAGAAGCGCCUUGGUGCCAAAGCACUAUCCUGACCUAGAGAGGCUGUGCAAUCUCCAACUCAUUGAACUGCCCAAGGUACAUUGCUGACUCAAGGAAUUACAGAUGUACUGCAUGUAUUCCAUGAUCAUCACCACAGCAAUCACCUUUUUGUUAAUAAAUAAUCUAUACAUGUU